AUGCCUCCGUCAGCCGAUUUCAUUCCUCCUUCGUUUACAUGGAGUCUAUGGCAGAGCCUGAAAGGCACGUAUACGCCGAAGGUAACAGUGCCGGACGCCGAUCUACGCGGCAAAUGGGUCCUGAUAACGGGGUCGAACAAUGGAAUUGGACGUGAGGCUGCGAUCCGUUUUGCACGAUCAGGCGCCAACCUGGUGCUGGCUUGUCGACAACCGCCAUCACACGAAACCCACCCUGAACAAGUUGUCGAGGAGUGCAGGGCGGCAGGAGGAGGACACGCAGAGGAUCAGAUUGUCGAAUGGUGGGAAUGCGAUAUGGCGGACCUCUCCUCCGUCCAGACUCUGGCCCAAAGAUGGAACGAUACUGGCAGACCGCUGGAUAUUCUGGCCAAUAACGCCGGCAUUCCCUCGACGAACCGGCAUACUGCCACUUCAAAGGAUGGAUUCGAGCUUUGCCAUCAAGUCAACUUUCUUUCACAUACGCUGCUGACGCUGAGUGUACUGCCCUCUAUCGCGAAGGCGCCUAGCCCGCGUAUCGUAUGUACCACAUCUUGCUUGCACUACUUAGGGGUGUACAACCUGUCCAACGCCAACACCGGGGUCGAUGCCUACGCCAACAACAAGUUGUACUUCCAGAUUUGGCUUACUGAACUGCAAGUUCGUCUCCUUCAACAUCCCGACUACGCGCACAUUGUUGUCCAUGGCGUUCAUCCAGGAUAUGUGAACAGCGGUAUCUGGGCGCGGGCCCAAGGGCUCAGCCUGGCUGCUUUCAUGUCCGAUCCUAUUUUUUGGAUAUCGAAGAUUCUGGUGGCGUGGGUAGGCAUUGACCCCCACCAAGGGUCAUUGGCCAUAUACAAUGCUGCUACCAGUCAUGAGUGCGGCAUGCAAUCAGAUGGUGCGGACGAGUUCAGGGGCGGGGCCAAGUACUUCAAUCUCACGUCUGAGAAUGAACCAAGCCCUUACACAAGGGAUGCCGCUUCUCGAAAAGAUGUUUGGGAGUUCAUCGUGGGGGAGUUGGGAUUGGGUAAGAAGUUUCAUAUUACCCCAGAACUUGAAAGAAUGGUUCUGGAUUGA
Neoarthrinium moseri is the source of this 1071-nucleotide messenger RNA. RefSeq lists its product as uncharacterized. The transcript has a single exon. Bases 1 to 1071 code for a protein of 356 amino acids. NCBI's taxonomy places the organism in Eukaryota, Fungi, Ascomycota, Sordariomycetes, Amphisphaeriales, Apiosporaceae. The record is from RefSeq and is a predicted model, not a curated record.